CUUGUACUUCUUCAUUCACUUGUCGCUGCACGACACACAUAUAUAUACCUCUGUGGGAUACUUUCGAAAUCUUUCUUUUGAUCAACAUGCGUCCUUUCAGUGAUACUUCUACUCAUACUCCUGCUUCUUCGAGCUAUAAUUCUACGGUGCCGAAGGGAUCGAAAUAAUUCCAUCUAACCUCUAUCAUACUACAUACAACUACUACUGCUUACAACGAAAUACGUUGAGUCGUCAAUAUGGGUGCUGUGGUUUCUUGUAUCACUAGUAUCUUCCACGCCAUCGGCGCUUGCCUGAUGGGCAUCGUCAACACAAUCGGAGCUGUCUGCAAAGCCAUCAUCGACGGUGUCGUUACCCUCUUCGACGUGAUCAUCUCGUGCCUGACCUGCGGUUCCUGUGGUGGAAGGAGGAGAAGAACGCGGAGGUCAAGAGUCUGACAUUAAUUAAAUACGAGACAUGUCCAACCUUGACCUCGACCUUUUGACUUGAACGCCAUGACGUUAUGACGGAUAUGAAUAUGGAUAUCAGUUCGGAGUUUUUGUGGUUCCCCUGGAUUGCUGCUACGUUUCCUUCUCAUCUUAUUUGCUGUGCCUGAUAUCCUGUGUCUCCAUAUCGAGCAAUGAAAUCUUUCACCAAAUUAAUAAAAUGUCGAA
Aspergillus eucalypticola CBS 122712 is the source of this 650-nucleotide messenger RNA. RefSeq lists its product as uncharacterized. The coding region runs from base 237 to 434 and encodes 65 amino acids. The transcript is spliced from 2 exons. The record is from RefSeq and is a predicted model, not a curated record. NCBI's taxonomy places the organism in Eukaryota, Fungi, Ascomycota, Eurotiomycetes, Eurotiales, Aspergillaceae.